GUGUGCUCCUCCUGCCCGGCCGUCGUCGUCAUCGUCGUCGUCGGUUUGUGGCGUACUUAUCUCUUGGACUUACUCCUAGGUGCACCCACGUCAUCGCCUCGCGAGGUUGCGAGUGAGCAAUAAGCAGAGAUAGGUAGGCCACCCCCUUAUCUAACAAACCAUUCUUACGUGUUGUACAAUUGUAUAUGUGUACAUACGUGCUCGUGGGUUAGAUUAGUUAGACAGAAUACCAAUACUUGAUAUAUUAGAAGGAUGGGGCAGUGAGGCAUACGCGAGCGGAGAAUAUUGUCAUCAGGACGGCAGUGUGUAUAUAACGUUAUUAAAUUCCUCCCGCCCGCCUCCUCUCUCUCAGGGAACAACGCUAAUCGAGAAUCAAGAAGAAUUUUCGUGCGCGUGAUACAGUGGUAGUAGUAGCAGUAGCUGAUGUACGUACGUCUUCGUCUACGGCUACGUUAACGUGUGUGUGUGCGUGUAAGUGUAUUUCGGUCGUCGUUCGUGAGUUUCGUGCGUCUACGUCCUCACGUUUCUGCUUCUGGCCUCGAAGACGACGUUGCUGCUGUUAACUGCUGCAUCGGGGCACAUAGUCGAGCUGUGGGUAGGAGAGUCACUGCUACAGAGCUGCUGCUGCUGCUGCUGCUGAUGAUGAUGCUGUGUGUGUCGUGAUUUAACGGAUACGCGUACAUGCAUACGUACAACCUAAAUACACAUACAUACACGCAGACUUACACUUCGACAGAGAAGAAGAGGAAGGUGGUGUACCUAUACUGUACUCGAGAGUGAGAGCAUAAUCAGCAGAAGCCACAGCUUUUUUAAGAAGAGAACAAGAAAUAACGGAGGCAUAUACGCGAGUGCAGCUGGGGAUCAAAGGCCUCGUGCACAGAACAGAGAUCGCCAGCGUAUAUGAUAUUCCAUUCGGAAAAUGAAUCGACAUGAAGGGGUAAGCUGUGACUCCUGUAUGAAAGGAAAUUUUAGGGGUCGCAGAUACAAGUGCCUGGUGUGUUAUGACUACGAUCUGUGUGGCACUUGUUAUGAGGCUGGUGCCAGUACAACUCGACAUCUCGCAGAUCAUCCCAUGCAGUGUAUACUGACAAGGCAAGAUUUUGAGUUAUAUUAUGGAGGAGAAGGAGUGAGUGUUGAACAACCACAGUCUUUGACUUGUCCAUAUUGCACAAGGAUGGGAUUUACAGAAACAACAUUACAGGAACAUGUAGCUGCUGACCAUCCUGAUACUUCCUUUGAAGUGAUCUGUCCAGUGUGUGCAUCCUUACCGGGUGGCGAGCCAAAUCUUGUUACAGAUGACAUUGCUGGUCACUUAACUUUGGAACAUCGCAGUGGACCAAGGGAUUUGAUAACCUUUCUCGAUGACUCAGCUUCCAGUCGGCACGGAGUGAGGCGGAUAAAUCAUGCAGCUAGAGGUGUAUCUGCCACCAGACCACGCAGUUCUACGGGUGGUCUAAGCCCAAGCAAUAGAGACGGAAUCGACCCAAUAGCCGAAUUACUUUCACAGUUGUCUGGCGUUCGAAGGAGCGGAGCUAGCAGUAGCGGUAGUGGUAAUGCAAGUCAAAGUUCGUCCGCGCCAUCGCAGUUGCAACAGCUGCAGAUGCAAUUACAGCUCGAGCGUCAGCAAGUGAGAGCUGCCAGACAACAACUAGAACGAUUGCCAAAACGACAGACUCAACUGAUGGGGUCCUCUACUGGUACUACCAGCAGCAAUGGAAGCCAUUCAAGUACCAUGCCAAACACGGCACUAAAUAAUACGACUAGUAACAAUAACGGCACCAGCUCUGUAAAUCCAUCCGGCAUCUCUGCGUCGAAUUCACAAAACUCGACGUUUCUUCUCCCUCGAUGCAUAGCGAGCACACUAUCUGAUUCGCAGCUGCAGAAUAUUGAGAGGGAGAGCGCGAAUCGCAGCCUCUUUACGCGAGAACUUGUGGUGAGCACGCUAGUCGAGGCGCUACCAGAGUUAACCGUGACGCAGCAGCAGGCAGCCUUGAGCGUACAAACGCCCAUAUCGACAGCCCAAAGCAGUCCCGAGACGCCGAGCAGCGCUGCUGCAGGCACGACCGCUGCAGUCUGUCAGGCACCAGCCAAAAAAUUAGCCGGUGCAGGCAGCAGUUCUUCCUCGACUUCCUCCUCGUCAUCAUCGUCGUCAGAGCAACAGGAGGGUGCCGGCAAAAGAGGACAGAACUGCGGUGCUGCUACUGUUCCCACGAGCAAGUAUAGUGCGGUGACUGCCCAGCAGUUGCAGCAAUCACAGACUCAUUCGGCAACUACCAAUCAACAGCAGCAGCAGCAGCAACAAGCACAGAGUCCGAGUCAAGGACUGCCCACGGCUAAUGCACAGAGUGCCGCGCCUGUCGUACCAACGCUCAUGCACGUAAUACCUCAGCCACUGGUACUGCAGCAGCCACUGCCAAUAAGGAACACUGGUACUGGUACAAUUAGGGAACAGAUGGCAACGCCUCCAGCGAAUGCCUACGUGAGACCGGGCGUCGGCCCCGUAGGUGUCACAACAGGCCCGUCACGUCGAAAACCCGUGAGGACCGUGGACGGCCGAAAUCAAUCGACGGAGCCACCACCCCCGCACUAACGAGACCUCCUCUUUAUUUACCCCCUUCAGCAACACCACCCGCGCACUAUCAUCAUCCCCGCAAUCAUUUCCCUCCUUCAACUGUUGCCGGAGAUCACACGUUUUAACACACCCUCCUUGAUACUGACAUUUCCUCACCUUCGUACGAAUUCUCGUUUCCUUUACUUCCCGCAUUAUUUUUUUCCCGAGUUUAUCCAAAAUUUGUAUUCGGUUCGUUGCUGUACACGAAAAAAAACGUGCAAACGAGGAGAAAAUAAAGGCUCAAGAGUGCGAGGCAAAAACAAAGAAAAAUCGGUGUAUCAAAAUACAUGAAGCAACGAGGAAGAGCGCGAAAGAGACAGAGCAAAAAAUAAUACAAAACCUACUAGCACUAGUCCUAGCACUGUUUAGAACACCUCGUCAUUAUUGUUAUAUUAUUAUAAUUUAUCUAUAACAUUUACUUACGGAUUUUAUUCAUUCAUUUUUCAUGAUGCGUAUUAGCGAGGAACAAAAAAAAAAAUAUUGUGAGAUUUCAUUUUUUUUUUCCGCGUUCAGUCGUGAAAAACGCUGCUACACGCACGUCCUCUUUGAAAUGAUAAAAAUAAAACAAAAAAUAUAUAGUUUCACGUGUAUAAUGUCACAAAUGGUUUACGUACUGUCGAUUCGUUAGAGUGCAAAAAACAAAUGCGAGAACGACGAUUUAAACUAAUGAAAAUAAAGACGCUUGUGUCUCGUUAUAACUAACGUUGAUAAUUAAUCUACCUUUGUCAUAAAUACCCUAUUUUAUGUAGAAAAUUACUUGCAACAAAAUGUUAGUGAAUUUGGCUUGUUGUAUGAUACAUUAUUCAAAAUUUGCAAAGACUUUCUUUCAUUUUAAUUUUUUUUUAGUAAAAAAAAUCAUCAAAUUUGUAAGCGCGUUUUUUUAUUCGCAAGUGCUAUAAUUUUUUUAACUACUUCUCUUCCACGGCUAAAAAUUGGUUGUUUUAAAAAUUCUGUUUAAUUUUAUAACAGUUAAUGUUAAUGUUUUUUCUCUCCUUGCAGUACGAGUAUCUUCUGAAACUCUGCGCGUUUCAUUUUGCCAAUCAUUGUUAAGACUUGAAACCUUCAGAAACCUUGUGUGAAACCAUCAUAGUUAUUAAACUCAAAGGGAUGGCUUCAAUUACUUUGAAUAAAUUUUUAAUCUCCGUAAAUGUAUACUUUGUGUUAAACCAUAAAGUUUGUCUAUUAUGAAUACAAGUGAGCUGUGUUUAUAAAUAA
This is a messenger RNA of Copidosoma floridanum, 3826 nucleotides long. RefSeq names its product Potassium channel modulatory factor 1. NCBI's taxonomy places the organism in Eukaryota, Metazoa, Arthropoda, Insecta, Hymenoptera, Encyrtidae. The record is from RefSeq and is a predicted model, not a curated record. Gene Ontology annotation, cellular component: plasma membrane. Gene Ontology annotation, biological process: synaptic signaling. Gene Ontology annotation, molecular function: zinc ion binding.